Messenger RNA from Jaculus jaculus (lesser Egyptian jerboa), 2077 nucleotides. It is a transcript of the gene Rab37, whose product is annotated as RAB37, member RAS oncogene family. Gene Ontology annotation, cellular component: endosome; Golgi apparatus. Lineage: Eukaryota; Metazoa; Chordata; Mammalia; Rodentia; Dipodidae. The record is from RefSeq and is a predicted model, not a curated record. The transcript has 9 exons. Bases 14 to 685 code for a protein of 223 amino acids. Gene Ontology annotation, molecular function: GTP binding; GTPase activity.
CUGUCCGGGGGACAUGCCGGGCACGGCCGGAGCCGCUGCCGCUGGGGAUGCCCAGACCCCCGAGCGCUCCUCGCCCUGCAGUCCGAGCUACGAUCUCACGGGCAAGGUGAUGCUACUGGGAGACUCGGGAGUCGGCAAAACCUGUUUCCUGAUCCAAUUUAAAGAUGGGGCCUUCCUGUCCGGGACCUUCAUAGCCACGGUCGGCAUAGACUUCAGGAACAAGGUGGUGACCGUGGAUGGUGCCAGGGUGAAGCUGCAGAUCUGGGACACUGCAGGACAGGAGCGCUUCCGCAGCGUGACGCACGCUUACUACCGAGAUGCCCAGGCCUUGCUUCUGCUGUAUGACAUCACCAACAGAUCUUCCUUUGACAACAUCAGGGCCUGGCUCACAGAGAUUCAUGAGUACGCCCAAAGAGAUGUGGUGAUCAUGUUGCUAGGCAACAAGGCUGAUGUGAGCAGUGAAAGGGUGAUUCGCUCAGAGGAUGGAGAGACACUAGCCAGGGAGUACGGAGUUCCCUUCAUGGAGACCAGCGCCAAGACCGGCAUGAAUGUGGAGUUGGCCUUUCUGGCCAUUGCCAAGGAGCUGAAAUACCGCUCAGGGUGUCAGGGGGCUGAGCCCAGCUUCCAGAUCCGAGACUAUGUGGAAUCCCAGAAGAAGCGUCCCAGCUGCUGCUCCUUAGUGUGAAUUCCCAGGGACCGAGGGGAGGUCCCAGGGGCCCUCAGGGAUGCAGCUGCCCCCCCCUUACUGUCUGAUUCUGAGCUGCUGAGGUGAUGGGGGGAACAUUGGGGACCUAGUGCAUAGCCCCUGCCCUGUGGUUCCCACAAUUUCCCACCAUCAUGGGAAGGGUAAAACGCCUGUAUUUUCACUUGAUACAUAACUUAUUACCAAAAAAGGCACCAGUGUGCCCAGAAAACCAAGAUAAGUAGAGACCUAGUGGCCCUUUUGCCUUCUGGAGCCAGGUUCUAAAAGGCUGGGCCUCGCUCCGUCCAGCCCAUUACUAGGGGAUGCCGAUGAACUUCUGAGGUGGGGGCUGGUCGUGACGCCAUCAUCACCUUUGCUUCAGCUGGGGAGGAUGAGUGGACCCUAGCCUUCCCUUCCCCCGAGGGGCAGCUGAGAACUAGCCACAAAGCCACAGGGAGGAUAAGUGUGGAAACUGGAAGGGGUCUGUUCCGCUACCGAGGGCGCUCCUAACCCUCCCGGAGACGCAUCUGAUCUUCUCUAGCACACAAGCAAGCACACAGAGCACCUGAAACAUUGGUUCUUCUUCUCUGACCUCAGCUCCCAGGGGAGCCCCCUCCCCUUGAGCCCCUGUCUCAUCUGCAUCUCUGCCUGGCUCCUAAAACACCCCAGGUCAGGGCCAGGAAAAGAUGUGCUUCUUUCCCGUUCCUGUGGCAGGUGUCCUGUGUCACGGCCACUUCAAGCAGCUGUGGCGCUCUGCUGCACUGAGUUAAGAGCCAGAUAAAGAGAACUCCCUGGUUCCUGGAGCAGACAGGAGGCAGAACUAAGUGGUCCCCUUCCCCUCCACGCAUCUUCCUCAGCCCAGGCUCCCCCUCCUCUCCGCCCUUUUCUUUAAAGUCUCUGGCCCACACCAGGGCCAAAGUUACCUGUAUCACCCUUCCUACUGUGUCAGGGUAGGAAGUUAUCCACUUCUGGGUGAAACAAUGUAACACGUGCAGAAGAAGGUCCUGCAAGAUGAGCCCGAGGUGUGGAGAGGGGCCACUAGUCACGCCCAUCCAAGUGGACUGGAGACGUGCAGGACUCAACCUCGGAGCGCUUUGACUGCAGCCUCUGGCGGGAUGGGUGGAGGAGGAGGUGAGAAGAAAGUAUGCGCGGCGCAUUUCUCUGCCCUUGCUUUCAAGGCAGAAAUCUUGCUCUCUGGGCAGUCAGCAUUCCUACUUGGGUUGAUAAGGGAGGCUCUCCGUGACCUCUGCAGGCAGAGCAGGGAGGAGCCUGAGCUUGCUAGGUGGGUCUCCCCUGGGGCCCAUGGCAGGCUGCAGGACUUCUAGUCACACAGACCGCUCUGGGCCUCCUACAUUUGUGUUUUUUCAGAAUUAAACUGGGGUAGUUUGGAAGGUG